AUGCCUACUAUUUAUCCGCCACCUUCAUCCCCCCCCGGCAAGCCCGAAACGUUUGCUUACUUCGGAAUGAAUCCAACUGCUUAUCUCGGACUCCACAUCGAGGGAAAUGCGCAGAUGCAGACAACAACCGACCGCAAGAAGAUCAUUGACACCCUUUCCUAUCCUGGACUGGCCGUGAAGGGAAUUGCGGCAGUCGGACCAACACUAGACAUUUAUGGCGAAAUCCGAGGCAAGGUAACUUUGCAUGGCGAGGCGACUGCCGGAGCACAACUGUCCUUCGGGAAGGCGGAGGUUUACUGGCCGCAGAAUGAUGAUGCAAAGGAUAAGUAUGAGACACUGCUAGGGCUCCAAAGUGACGUACAGGCGCCCGCUCCUGGUUCUGUUGAGCCAGUCUUUGAAGCAGGUGUGGCUCUGGACGCGCAACUCGACAUUAUCGUAACACCGGAGGCACAUGUUGGUAUCAAAAUCGGCGGCGGGAAACUCGUCGGCGGUGCUACCCUAAUGGACGCGCAGUCAACCGGCUACGUAAUGGGCGACUUAUCCUUCCAGGCUCACGGUGAUUAUGACACGACUGGUAACGAGUUCAACUACAGCUUCGGAGCGUACCUCUUCUACAAUCUCGGGUACAAGGCCACGGCCCAAAUUCUCAACUUCAUCGAUUGGGCACUAGCGCCUCGACUGGCAUACGACCCGCGUAAGACGUUCAAGCUGUACGAGAAGAAGGGUUCAAUCCCAAUGUCGUCAUCAGCUAAAUCAAAGCGCGAGGCCGCCAUCGAUGGCCCUUUGCACCAGAAUCUUGUCGAGGUCGGCUCGUUGACCAACGGCUCUAUCCCUACAUACCUUGAUUCCGCCUCGGGUUUGUCCAAACGUGGUGAUGAAAUGGAUAUCGAUGGCCCCAAUGCUCCAGAGUUUACGCAGAACCUCAAGUGCCCCCCGGGCACCAGUGGAGACGUUCGGCUGCCCGAAAUUCGAUUUAACUGCGACUUCCUCAACGACUUUAUUGAACAGGGCAAAAAUGACAAAAUGGAUGCUAUUACCGGUCUCUGUACGCCCGUGCUGAACAUCCCUGACAAUAAACGCCAGAAGCUAUUCACCUUCUCGAAUGACAAAUUAAGGAAGGAGGCACGAUAUAACGCACAAUGUAAAUCAGGGACCUGCACGCAGGCAACUACUGACUUGCGAGACCACCAGGGGAAUAAGAAGCUGGAGCUGCAGUGCGACGAGUUCCCCUGGAAAUCUUCCGAGCAAGGCGGCGACUAUCUCGCUAGUGACGCUCGCACAGGUACCUGCGUGGCAUCUUACCAGAAUAACUGGCAUGGGCAAUGUCUUCGGAUGAUAGGAUACAUGCAAUCAAACUGGGCCAAGCUUGAGCCUGAGAGGGAAGACGGAGACGACCGCGGCGACUUCUGGCAGGAUUGGAGAGAGGAUUCAUGGACAAAACCUGGGCAGCACGGAUCUAAAGGUUCGCAAUACGAGCAGAGACUGAAGGAAUACCCCGAAAAGCAGCCCCUGCCUGACGGAGUCACCACGCGAAACAACGAUAAAAUAUCCUGGGUGUUUAAACAGGACUACGAAGUAUCCUUCAUCCGUCAAGACCCAAGCACUAUCGAUGGUAGUACGUGGUGGGGAGCGACGAGUCACAAGUUCCAAAAGACGACCCACAGUGGCCCAUCAGGGAUGGAUGCCAUCUUUUGCGCGAUUAACCAUUUUGGCCAGGAUAACGUAUAUAAGUUGCCAAACGGCUAUAAUGGCCUUUGCCGAAGGAAUAACGGUAGCCCCCUCACAGGUUGGAAUGUCGGCUUCAACAUGGCUAGGUGCGAGGUGAAGUUUGCGAACCCCAGUAGUAGUAGCAAGCGAAGUAUCGGCACCUUUGCUGGGUGGGAAGUGGAAAGUGUGCCAAUGCUGGAUGAGGACGACCAUGAAUAG
Messenger RNA from Penicillium bovifimosum, 1926 nucleotides. RefSeq lists its product as uncharacterized. Bases 1 to 1926 code for a protein of 641 amino acids. The record is from RefSeq and is a predicted model, not a curated record. The transcript is spliced from 7 exons. Lineage: Eukaryota; Fungi; Ascomycota; Eurotiomycetes; Eurotiales; Aspergillaceae.